This is a messenger RNA of Cyclopterus lumpus (lumpfish), 1938 nucleotides long. RefSeq names its product cationic amino acid transporter 2-like. Bases 1 to 1827 code for a protein of 608 amino acids. Gene Ontology annotation, molecular function: amino acid transmembrane transporter activity. The transcript has 11 exons. Lineage: Eukaryota; Metazoa; Chordata; Actinopteri; Perciformes; Cyclopteridae. Gene Ontology annotation, cellular component: plasma membrane. The record is from RefSeq and is a predicted model, not a curated record. Gene Ontology annotation, biological process: amino acid transport; transmembrane transport.
AUGCCGUGGGCGAAGUCUUUGCUGGUGAGCCUGUCUCAGAGGAAGCCCCUGGAGCCAGAGGGGGAGCAGUCCACGUUUAACCGAUGCCUGACCACCCUGGACCUGGUGGCCCUCGGUGUGGGCAGCACCCUGGGGGCCGGGGUCUACGUCCUGUCUGGAGAGGUGGCCAGAGACUCUGCUGGACCCAGCAUCAUCAUCUCCUUCUUCAUCGCCGCUGUGGCCUCCAUAUUCGCCGGGCUGUGCUAUGCAGAGUUUGGGUCGCGGGUUCCCAAAACAGGCUCUGCAUACCUUUACAGCUAUGUGACUGUGGGAGAGCUGCUGGCUUUUAUCACUGGGUGGAAUCUGUUACUCUCCUACGUCAUAGGGACAUCCAGUGUUGCACUGGCAUGGAGUGGGACAUUCGAUGACCUCAUAGGGGGCGUCAUAUCGGAAUUCUUUGAAAGAAAUGUGCCCAUGAAUCUUGUUGGCCUUGCACCUUACCCAGAUGUCUUUGCUGCUGUUCUCGUCCUGCUACUGUCAGGUGUGCUGGCAUUCGGAGUGAAAGAGUCAACAACAAUCAACAAGAUCUUCACACUAAUCAACAUCCUGGUGCUGGUGUUUGUGGCCAUCUCUGGAUUUAUCAAAGGGGACCUUUCCAACUGGAGAAUCAGUGAGGAGGCUCUGAUAAACGCCACAGCAGAAUUCAAAAAUUUGAGCUCGACUGCCAAUCUGACAAGUGUGUACGGAGUGGGUGGAUUUUUCCCCUAUGGCAUCAGUGGAACGGUGGCCGGCGCCGCAACAUGCUUCUACGCUUUUGUUGGAUUUGACUGCAUUGCUACAACAGGUGAGGAGGUGAAGGACCCCCAGAAGUCUGUCCCAGUGGGCAUUGUGGCCUCACUACUCAUCUGUUUCCUGGCCUACUUUGCUGUGUCUGCUGCUCUUACCCUGAUGAUGCCCUACUACCUGCUCAGUGAAAAAAGCCCCCUUCCAGUGGCUUUUGAUUACAUCGGCUGGGCUCCUGCCAAAUACGUUGUGGCUGUGGGAUCGCUGUGUGCCCUAUCCACCAGCCUGCUGGGCUCGAUGUUCCCAAUGCCCCGGGUACUAUUCGCCAUGGCAAGAGACGGCCUGCUUUUCCAACCUCUGACUAAAGUCACUUCCAAGGGCAGUCCUGCCAUAGCUACCAUAUCGUCUGGAAUUGUGGCAGCCAUCAUGGCUCUGCUGUUUGACCUGGAAGCCUUGGUGGAAAUGAUGUCCAUCGGCACUUUGUUUGCUUACACACUCGUAGCCAUAUGCAUCUUAAUACUGAGGUACCAAGAGGGUCAUUCUGAAGACACAGACCUACAGAUCAAAGAAUCAAACACCAAGUUUUCCCUCUUGAGGCCUCCGUCAACUCCCAAUUCAUCCACCUCAAGGAGAGUCACAAUCUUGACUAUAAUCUCUGUUGCAUGUUUGAUUGCACUGUGUGUCACCCUGACCCAAGCCUUAGAUGCUCUGUCCCGUAUGGAAACCUGGAGUCUGGUGGUUGUCUGCGUCCUCGCCUUCAUCGUGUUGCAAAACACUUUCCUCAUCUGGAGACACCCACAGAAUACUACCAAGGCAUCUUUCAUGGUGCCCUUUCUCCCUGCUCUGCCGUUAGUGAGCACAUUCAUCAACGUCUACCUGAUGGUCCAGUUAGGUGCAGAAACAUGGAUACGAUAUGCUAUUUGGAUGUUAGUGGGGUUAAUCAUCUAUUUUGGCUAUGGUGUCCGUAACAGUGUUCAGAGGCAGCGCCGUAGGGCCAACAAGAAGAAGAUCAUAACCAUCAGCGGCAAUACAGAUAUGGACAUCAUUAAAGAGGAAAAAUUCUGAGCUCAUCUGGAGAGAAAUAGAUUGAGAUGUUACAGUGUGUAACCGCUUUAAGUUUGUAACUAUUGUUUUACAUGCAGCUCUGCUGAUCUGUUCCUGCAGCCUUUAAUAUUG